Ricinus communis (castor bean) is the source of this 1359-nucleotide messenger RNA. Its product is annotated as 2-methylene-furan-3-one reductase. Gene Ontology annotation, molecular function: oxidoreductase activity, acting on the CH-CH group of donors, NAD or NADP as acceptor; zinc ion binding. Lineage: Eukaryota; Viridiplantae; Streptophyta; Magnoliopsida; Malpighiales; Euphorbiaceae. The record is from RefSeq and is a predicted model, not a curated record. The coding region runs from base 67 to 1236 and encodes 389 amino acids. The transcript is spliced from 4 exons.
CCCAACAGUACACCAGUCUAUAAUAUGGUAUUGGUUUUGCAGAUAAGCAGUUAACAGUUGGAAACAAUGGAAGCCACAAUCACUAACCCCAAACUCACCCCCUUUCACUCUCUCUCCUCCAAUCUCUCUCCACCAUUUUCUCUUAGAUUUGCCCCCACUUUCCCAGAAAACAGCAGGAAGAAACCCAACUUUCUCAGACAAUCAUCUUCUUCUUCACUAUCCCACAUUCCUUUAAGAGUGUCUGCAAAUUCUCAAGCAGCACCUGCUUCCACACAAGCCACUAAAAUCUCUUCUUUACCUUCUGAAAUGAAAGCUUGGGUAUAUGGUGAAUAUGGAGGUGUUGAUGUUUUGAAGUUUGAUGAAAAAGUUUCUGUUCCUGAAGUUAAAGAAGACCAGGUCUUGAUCAAGGUUGUUGCUGCUGCUCUUAAUCCAGUUGAUGCUAAGAGAAGGCAGGGCAAGUUUAAGGCCACUGAUUCUCCUCUUCCGACUGUUCCAGGAUAUGAUGUUGCUGGGAUAGUGGUAAAAGUUGGGAGUAAAGUGAAGGAACUAAAGGAGGGAGACGAAGUUUAUGGUGACAUAAAUGAGAAAGCUUUAGAAGGGCCUAAACAAUUUGGGUCAUUGGCUGAGUAUACUGCUGUUGAAGAGAAGUUACUGGCCCUGAAACCCAAGAAUUUGGAUUUUGUACAGGCUGCUUCACUUCCGCUUGCCAUUGAGACAGCAUAUGAGGGUCUUGAAAGGACUGGUUUUUCUGCUGGUAAAUCUAUCCUUGUUUUGAAUGGUUCUGGUGGUGUUGGAAGCCUAGUGAUUCAGCUGGCGAAACAUGUAUUCGGUGCUUCUAAAGUUGCAGCUACUUCAGGCACUAGAAAUCUGGAGAUUUUAAAGAGCUUGGGAGCAGAUUUGGCUAUUGACUACACCAAAGAGAACUUUGAAGAUCUGCCAGAAAAAUUUGAUGUGGUCUAUGAUGCCAUUGGGCAAUGUGACAGAGCCGUGAAGGCUGUGAAAGAAGGGGGCAGUGUAGUGGCAUUAACCGGAGCAGUCACACCCCCUGGUUUUAGAUUUGUAGUCACUUCCAAUGGAGAUGUCCUGAAGAAACUAAAUCCAUAUUUGGAAAGCGGAAAGGUAAAGCCAGUGAUUGAUCCUAAAGGGCCAUUCCCGUUCUCCCAGGUUGCCGAGGCUUUCUCUUACAUUGAAACAAACCGAGCUACGGGCAAGAUAGUUAUACAUCCAAUUCCAUAAGAAAGCAGUAAUAGGGCCUUUUUGUAAUGCAUUAAUCCCCCCAGCAAAAGUUUGUAUUAAGCUGCAGAAGUAGAGAGUCUGAUCUUAUAUAAAUAAUAUAUAUAAGAGAUUUCAGGUUCGGAA